This is a messenger RNA of Lasiosphaeria miniovina, 426 nucleotides long. RefSeq lists its product as uncharacterized. The record is from RefSeq and is a predicted model, not a curated record. The coding region runs from base 146 to 331 and encodes 61 amino acids. The transcript has a single exon. Lineage: Eukaryota; Fungi; Ascomycota; Sordariomycetes; Sordariales; Lasiosphaeriaceae.
GGUGCAGACGCUGCCUCAGUGCCUGCCAAGUGCCCUCUCGGCAGGAUCUGACGCUGAGGUGCGCGCACUGCAGAUUCCCCGUGGCCCGGGCAGGCAAGAAGUCUUGGUCUGUUGGUCAUCACCGCCAAACGUCACUCAUGUAAGCAUGCGCCGGUGCACAUCGCCAACUAGAUUGCGAAUCGCCGCCUCAUGUGCCCCGUUUUGGGCACUAGAACCCCGGCAGGCGGAGACGAGAUGCCCCAAUGUUGCAGACUCAACGUUGCAGGCUCAAUGUCGCGAUCCGAGGCGUCCGGCCGAGUCUCUCGAACCGUGUUGGCAGAUGUCGGUUUAGUAGAGAUUGAAACAAGUACAUAAAGUCAAUCAACCGCCGGAAAGAUGAGUCCAAGUCGCAGAGCAGAGCAGAAGCAUCAACUCCAGUUUUGAGGA